GAGCUUUAUCAAAUUGUGAUAUCUACUAUCAAUGGUGUCAUUCGACAUGGGACCCGAGUCUUCUUCUUAUCAGUUCAAAUUCCAUUCAUAAACAAGUAACUGUCGUCCUUCGAUGCCCUUCUUGAUUCUCUUCUACAAGAUUUAAUCCUCUCAAUGCUAAGAAAAAUGGCAUCAGAAGCCGCAGCUCGUACCUUCUUCUCCUCUCCUUACUUCGCUGUCGUAGGCGCCUCUUCGGACCCUGCAAAGUUUGGACAUAAAAUAUUCGCAUGGUACACGGCCUACGGUCUUCCAGCAACUCCUAUCAACCCCUCCUCCCCCUCCAUUAAAGUCGGUUCCACCGAUUACUCCACUCUUCCCUCAAUCUCCGCUCUCCCCCAUCCAACCGAGACCGGUGUCUCUAUCAUCACUCCUCCAAAAAUCACAAAGAAAGUCUUGGAGGAGGCAAAAGCUCUGGGAAUCAAGAGUGUGUGGUUGCAGCCCGGAACAUAUGAUGAUGAGAUUCUAGGAUUUGCUUUGAAAGAGUUUGAGGGUGGGGUUGGAGGUGAGGAGGGGGGAACCGUAGGAGGAGAGGGCUGGUGUGUUUUGGUUGAUGGAGAGAGAGCUGCUAAGGCUGCCGGUAGAGAUUUGAAGCUGUGAGGAGAGGGAAAGUUGGCUCGGACUAGUAAUGAGGGUGAUAUGCUAUAAACACUCGUGUUGAAUUUCACCUACUUUCCUCAAUUUGAAAUAUAGAUUGUUUCGGAAUCUGGAGAGCUUUGAGAGACAUCUAGGGAUAAGUCUCAACUUGGAGUAACUACAACCUUGGCCUGACAUAUUCGCGACGUUUGAGAAUCAUAUAUGGCAAGCCGUCAUUAUCAUUUCCCACCAUGUAACUAAAUUGGUGAAUUUCCGCUUCGACACGAAUCACAUCCUGCUGUGAAGUCAACGAAGAUGAAAAUGAACAGCUUCAUUCAUUUACUUGGUUGUUCCAAGGGAAUCAAGACGAGUAUCUCAUCUAAAGUGUAUCCA
This is a messenger RNA of Botrytis cinerea B05.10, 1005 nucleotides long. RefSeq lists its product as hypothetical. The record is from RefSeq and is a predicted model, not a curated record. The coding region runs from base 154 to 636 and encodes 160 amino acids. NCBI's taxonomy places the organism in Eukaryota, Fungi, Ascomycota, Leotiomycetes, Helotiales, Sclerotiniaceae. The transcript is spliced from 2 exons.